CUAUCUCAAAUGUUACAGAGGUUUCGAGACUGCACGUGUGCAGCUUUCAACACUGUGGAGUUGCCCCAGGAGAAAGCGGCUCGCCAACGAAGGGCUACUAAACAGUCUGAAAGUGGUAAUACCUCUCAGGAAUUUGGUGGACCGAGGGUUAAGAAGUUCAACCUGGGCACCUAUAAAUUCCAUGCCAUAGGCAGUUAUCCGAGGACCAUAAAGUUCUUCGGGACUACUGAUUCAUUCACCACUCAAAUGGUG
Molecule: messenger RNA, 252 nt
Organism: Suillus bovinus
Lineage: Eukaryota; Fungi; Basidiomycota; Agaricomycetes; Boletales; Suillaceae
Exons: 1
Source: RefSeq, a predicted model, not a curated record